Molecule: messenger RNA, 2559 nt
Organism: Larimichthys crocea (large yellow croaker)
Lineage: Eukaryota; Metazoa; Chordata; Actinopteri; Sciaenidae
Gene: ccr6b
Product: chemokine (C-C motif) receptor 6b
Exons: 2
Coding region: 195-1283 (362 amino acids)
Biological process (GO): positive regulation of cytosolic calcium ion concentration; immune response; calcium-mediated signaling
Cellular component (GO): external side of plasma membrane; membrane
Molecular function (GO): C-C chemokine receptor activity; C-C chemokine binding
Source: RefSeq, a predicted model, not a curated record
UUGGCUUUAUCUUCUUCUUUUGAAAUUUUUUUAAGCGUACUGUAAUUGUGACAAAAAGCCCACACGCUUGAGUUUUGUUCAUAAGUGGCGGACGCUCUUUGAUAGAAAGAUUGUCUCUUAACUCCACGACAUCACACCAAGAGGAUAAAGAAAUUAUCUGAGAGAGGACCUGCAUCAUUCUGCAAGAUUAAAACAUGGAUUCAUCGACUGUGGACUAUGAUUAUAAUACAGAAGAUUACCCAGAUGAUGGGUUCUGUAACUUCAGCCCCGACCCUAUGGCGGUCAUCACCCAAACUUACAUCCACUCCAUCAUCUGUGCCUUCGGCCUGAUCGGCAACGCUCUUGUAAUCAUCACCUACAUAUUCUACAAGAGAACCAAGACGAUGACAGAUGUCUUUCUCUUCAACGUGGCUGUGGCAGACCUGAUCUUUGUGGUAGCUUUGCCGUUUAUCAUCUACAAUGAGCAACACAAUUGGUUACAGGGCCCCGUAGUUUGCAAGAUGCUGAGGUCAGUCUACAGUAUCAACCUCUACAGUGGCAUGCUACUGCUUGCGUGCAUCAGCGGUGAUCGUUAUGUGGCCAUAGUUCAAGCUAGAAGAUCCUUCGGAGCUCGCUCACACACUCUGAUCUACAGCUAUCUCAUCUGCUUAGUUGUUUGGGUGUUUGCAGUAUUUUUAACUCUGCCCACACUUAUUUACACUGAGAUCUCUGAAGACAUGAAUCUCGGGUCUUCAAAGCCUGUCACUAUGUGUCAGCUAACUUUCAACAAGACUGAAACAGCAAAGUUAAUGAAGGUGCUGGUUCCCAGUCUUCAAAUGGCCAUUGGCUUCCUGCUGCCUCUGUUGAUGAUGGUGUUCUGCUACUCCAGCAUCUUGUGCACGUUGCUGAGAGCACAGAGCAACAACCAAAGGCACAAGGCCAUCCGUGUAGUUUUGGCAGUAGUUGUGGUUUUCAUCAUGUGCCACCUUCCCUACAAUGCAGCUCUGCUUAACCACACUAUGUCUCUUUUUAAAGAGAGGAGUUGUGAGGCAGAACAGAUCAAGCUCAGAGUUCUAGCCAUCUCCAGGAGCAUCGCCUACCUCCACUGCUGUCUCAAUCCAAUUCUCUAUGCCUUCAUCGGGGUGAAGUUCAGGAGCCACUUCCGGCAAAUAAUGUUGGACCUAUGGUGCUUCAGCAAAAAGUACAUCUACAGUGUCCGCACGUCACGCGCAACAUCUGAUGUUUGUGUUUCAGUUCAUGUGUCUUCAGAGGUCUCCAACCACAUGUCGUCUUUCACUGCAUAACACGGCAGUGGUCCAAUGCCAAUGAUAGAGCAGCAUCUUUCUUACUUUGUCCUAGCUGUACAUAAGUUUCAGUGCAGAAACCUUCUGACAAACAUUAGCAAGUUAUCAUCAGUAUUAACAUAUUUUCCAUUUCCUGUGACUGCUUAUCCUGGAGUGGCUGGAGCCAAUCCCAGCUGACACUGGAAAGGCGUGGUAGACCCUGGACAAGGCACAAGUUCACAUAUUUUAUUUUUUCUUUAUGCUUUUUCACAUGGUGCUAGAGUUUUGUGGAGAGUCAUUCUCCAGCUAUAUAGAGAGCUAGAUGGGAUGCUGCUGGGCAGAGCUUUAAAAAAUAAAAAAUCAAAGCAGCAAAGGCUGAAAUAUCCUGACUCUAGGAUCCUACAUUAUACAAUAUGUCCUGCCUACCAAAACAUAUAUCUGUUUAGAGUACAACUUGUUACAUGCAGAGAUAAGCCCAAAAUAUAGAACUAAUGAAAUAUUUCUGCCUAAAUCUGAAGUUCCUCUUAAAAAGGCAAAAAAGAAGAAGUACACUUAAAAAAAAAAAAAAAAAAACCUAACCAAACUGUUUACAAGAAAUCACAGGCACCUGUACAGCACAUGUAUAAAAAUAACAAUACCAUCGCAAUAUUAAAAUGAAAAAUAAUAAUGAAUUUUGUUAAUUACAAAUCCUGAUUCUAACACAGCUGGGAAACAAAUCCUUGUUUAACCUCUAUUCCGCUGAAUUACGUAGAAAGACAACAUAUUUACUGUUCAAACAAAUAAACUUUAUUUUGUACGUGUAAUUUUGAUAUAUUCUGCUUUUAUUUACAUUUUACACAUCUUUUUUAGAAUCAGGGUUGUACUGUGAUUUUUCAUCCUAUAACCUGAAUAACUGCUGUGAGUUCUCAUCUGUACACUGUUAUUGAACUUAAGUUACAUUUCACAUAUUAUGAUUAAAGCGUAACAAUAUCUGCCGAUUGCUGAAAACUUAUGUUAAUAUCUUAAAUAUCUUCAAACAUUCUAAGUAGUUAGUUAUAACAUCAUGGCGUACAGCAUUGCAUUAUGACAUGAUAGACAUGAUACUGUUUGUACUUUCACAAUUCCAUCAGUUUGUUUUUGUUUUUUGCUAUUCUUGUACUUAUGUCACCAUAGCGACAAACUCUUUUUUUCUUUUAUUUCUAUGUGUAUGAUGUCAAGGGAAGUCUGCUAAAGUUACACUCAUUUCCACUUUGACAACAUACAUACCUUAUUUUGUUACACAUUAUAAAGCAUUUUGUAUAUCUGAUUGUAUUGUUCC